AUGAGCUCGUUACGAAGUCGACCACAGGCAACAAGAAGUGCAAACCAACCCUCCCCGCUGGAGAUGACCACUCGCAGUGAUGCCCGCAAUCUCCAAGCGGCAGCAAAGGCUGCUGCUAAUGGUACUAGCACCAAUACUGGUGCCAAUGGCCAGAAACGAAACCCAUUAACUUAUCAAUUUGCUACUUCCACCCAAGAUAUUCUUCGAAAAUACGCCAAAUACCCUCCGUCGCUAACUUUCCACAUCUACGAAUCACAUUACAAGUUCAACAACUCGCAAGACUCGCAAAUUCUACCCAAAAAUUCACCUAUGGUCAAGAGCUUUCUCCAGCAUAUCGUUCGAGAACAAAUACCAAGCGAAAUGAGCGAGUUGAUUAAAGACUUCUCUAUCCGCUCGUACGACGGGUGCCUCAUUCUCCAGGUCUACGACCAUCGCAAUAUGAUCUCUUCUGAGACCGGUAAACCAGUGGUUCCUACCAAAGAAGACCCCAGUGAAAAACGACUGUCUCCACUGCAGCAAAGUCCAACCACCGCUCCUGCUUCCAAUGGCAGUUCUUCGACUCCAGCUCCUGCUUCCAAACCCAAAACUUAUCGUGCCUUGUUGCGUCCCACGCCUCUUUCAUUGUACUAUGAUUUACUUUACCAUACCGACUCGGCACUCACAAAGUUCUCUGAUCCGUUGGCGCUUCAGAUGGAAUCAGAGAUUCUCACUCUCACAAACCGCAAACUCGAUUUGGCGGUGCCAUUAAACCCAUACAAUUGUGGUCCAUUACUCAAACCAGACGUCGACAGUCCAAAGGUAGAAUGGGAUGAAAAAUUACAGGAUUACAAGAUGGUUCAUAGCCACCGCAAAGAGGUUGCACGCCAACCACGUAAGCUCCAUCAAGAUGAACUUGUGCUCCACAAGUCGUCAGAAUAUGAGGAGAUCAUGUUUCUUCUUUCCAAUAAGCAUAAAAAGACCGACGAAACUCUGGAAAAACAUCUUGUUGUGGUUGGUCCAUCCGCCUUAACAGGAACAGUCGACGGCCCCGACAAGUCCAAGAGCUCGAAUGGUGGCUUGUCGUCAGGAACAGCGGCAGUUGUAGCCAGUGCCAAUGCCAACACUUCUUCUACGGCCAACACCACUGGUCAGUUCAUGAGACUUCGUUUCAUAGAAGAGAUACGAAAACGGCGGGAAGCCCAAAAGGCCCAGCAUGAGGCCAAUGUAGCGGUUCAAGCCCAAAAUAAUGUUAUGAACGUUAUUGGCCAGAAUGCUCCCACCUCCGACCAGAAACCAAAUGUUGCCAAACCACCAAGUAUUCCUGGUUCUUCUCAGCAGCAAAUCUUGGCUGAUAAGGCACAAGCUUUGCGGGCACAACAGCUUCAUGCUCAGCAACAGCAGCAACAGCAACAGCAACAACAACAGCAACAGCAGCGGCAGAGACAACAACAGCUUCAACAGCAAAUGCAAACCAGAGGCCAAAUCCCAAAUAAAAGACAACGGGUUGAUGUUCCUAUGAGUCAGCAAGCCCAACAGAUGCCACAAAUGAACUCUCAAAUGGCAUCGCAGAUGAACUCACAAUCACCCUCGAAUAUGGGAACUCCAGUUAUGAAUGGUAACAUGUACAUGCAACAACAACAGCAACAACAACAGCAGCAAGCCGUUCCACGGAGAGUUCCUCAGCAAGCUAAUAUGCCACAGCUGCAACAACCACCACAACAGACACAACAACGACCUUUGAGUGGAAUGCAACAACAGCAGCAACAGCUUUUCCAGAGCCUUUUAUCUCCACAGGAACAACAGACAUUCCGUCAACUUCAAUCCAGAAUGAACGCUUUGGCUAUGAUGGGCAACACUGGAAUGGCUGCAAACCGAACUCCUCUCAAUCCACAACAGCAGCAGCAAGCACUUCAACAAGCCAAGUUGAUCCAGCAGCAAUUGCUACAAACAUUUCCGGCUUAUUUCCAGCGUUUGAGGCAAUUGCAAAUUAUCCAACAAAGGCAAAAGCAGCAGCAACAACAACAACAACAGCAGCAACAGAGACCAAACGGACCGAUGGGAUUGUCACCUCCACAGCAGAUGGCUCAGCAGUCCAAUAUGGGUGGUAUGCAGCAGCAACAGUACCUCAAUCAGAGAAAAAACGGCUAA
This is a messenger RNA of Meyerozyma guilliermondii ATCC 6260, 2127 nucleotides long. It is a transcript of the gene SPT20, whose product is annotated as Spt20p. The coding region runs from base 1 to 2127 and encodes 708 amino acids. Gene Ontology annotation, biological process: regulation of transcription by RNA polymerase II. Gene Ontology annotation, molecular function: transcription coregulator activity. Gene Ontology annotation, cellular component: SAGA complex. NCBI's taxonomy places the organism in Eukaryota, Fungi, Ascomycota, Pichiomycetes, Serinales, Debaryomycetaceae. The transcript has a single exon. The record is from RefSeq and is a predicted model, not a curated record.